Thalassophryne amazonica is the source of this 1761-nucleotide messenger RNA. RefSeq names its product presenilin 2 (gene psen2). Gene Ontology annotation, biological process: amyloid-beta metabolic process; protein processing; Notch receptor processing. The transcript is spliced from 11 exons. Lineage: Eukaryota; Metazoa; Chordata; Actinopteri; Batrachoidiformes; Batrachoididae. Gene Ontology annotation, molecular function: aspartic endopeptidase activity, intramembrane cleaving. The record is from RefSeq and is a predicted model, not a curated record. Gene Ontology annotation, cellular component: apical plasma membrane; membrane raft; cell cortex. The coding region runs from base 91 to 1362 and encodes 423 amino acids.
GCCUUUUCCGGGUUUGUUGGUUUUUUUUGUUUUUUUUACUUUCUGGCUCGUCGCUGGGUUUCUGCUAAAUUAAAGUCUGCUCUUUGGAACAUGAACACGUCAGAUACUGAUGAGGACUCGUGUAACGAGAGGACGGCGCUGGUUUCCUCAGAGAGUCCUGUGGCGCCGUCGUACCUGCCCACCGCUCACCGUGACAGCGUGAAGGGGGCGGUGAGCUGCAGGACGGACCCGGCUGUGGUGGAUGGUGGCGGUGGUUCGGACCAGGAUGCGGAUGAUGAGGAGCUGACGCUGAAGUACGGAGCCAAACACGUCAUCAUGCUGUUUGUCCCUGUCACGCUCUGCAUGGUGGUGGUGGUCGCUACCAUCAAAUCUGUCAGCUUCUACAGCGAGAAGACCAACCAGCAGCUGAUCUACACGCCAUUCACGGAGAACACGCCGUCUGUGGGCCGCCGGCUCCUCAACUCCGUCCUCAACACCAUCAUCAUGAUCAGCGUCAUCGUGUUCAUGACCAUCAUCCUGGUGGUCCUCUACAAAUACCGCUGCUACAAGUUCAUCCACGGCUGGCUCAUCCUGUCCUCCCUCAUCCUGCUCUUCUGGUUCAGCUUCAUGUAUCUGGGGGAAGUCUUUAAGACCUACAACGUGGCGAUGGACUACCCGACUCUGGGGGUGAUCAUCUGGAACUUUGGGGUGGUGGGGAUGAUCUGCAUCCACUGGAAAGGCCCCCUGCAGCUCCAGCAGGCCUACCUGAUCCUCAUCAGCGCCCUCAUGGCCCUCAUCUUCAUCAAAUACCUGCCAGAGUGGUCAGCCUGGGUCAUCCUGGGCGCCAUCUCCAUUUACGACCUGGUGGCCGUCCUGAGUCCUAAAGGUCCUCUGAGGAUGCUGGUGGAGACGGCUCAGGAGCGGAACGAGCCCAUCUUCCCCGCCCUCAUCUACUCCUCUGCCAUGAUGUGGACAGUCGGGAUGGUGACCUCCCCGGAUGAGGAUGUCUCCGAGCGGGACACAGAUGAGGAGGUGGAGCAGAGCAGCCUGAGGGCGGAGCCUGAGACGCAACAGCCAGCAUUGGUUUCCAGAGAAGAGACUGAGGAGGACCGCGGAGUGAAGCUCGGCCUGGGCGACUUCAUUUUUUACAGCGUUCUGGUGGGAAAAGCUGCAGCGACGGGUGGAGACUGGAACACCACCAUCGCCUGCUUCGUGGCCAUCCUCAUCGGACUCUGUCUGACGCUGCUGCUGCUCGCCAUUUUUAAGAAAGCUCUGCCGGCGCUGCCCAUCUCCAUCACCUUCGGCCUCAUCUUCUACUUCUCCACCGACUUCCUGGUCCAGCCCUUCAUGGACAGUCUGGCCGACCACCAGUUCUACAUAUGAGCCUGGAGCCCGUCUGCUGCCGGAGCGCCAGCUGUUGGUGUCACGCACAAACGCCACUUUCCACUGCGUUUUUACCCACCACUGGAAUGUAAUGUUCAUGCCACACAGACAGGGGGCGCUCAUCCACUCAGGUUUUUUGUUUUCUUGUUGAAAGGAUCCUUUUCUCAUGUUGGCGGACAGGGCGGAGCCUCAGUGUAGUCAUUUGAGCAAACACAAUAGGAGACUGUGAUUGGCCGAGGGACUUUUAUACUUUUGGAGUCACUGGCGCCUCCUUGAGGUGGUUUUAUCCUCAGGAAGAGCAGGUGGGCGGAGCUUUGAGGCAGCCGCAGUGACAUGUCAAAUUCUGACUUUAUUCCAUUGCGCUGCUGUCGCGUUCAUUAAAACACUGGAUUUACUGGA